This is a messenger RNA of Dracunculus medinensis (Guinea worm), 1284 nucleotides long. The record is from the annotation of a GenBank genome assembly. Lineage: Eukaryota; Metazoa; Nematoda; Chromadorea; Rhabditida; Dracunculidae.
AUGCCUAUGGAACCAAUAGAUGACGGAGUUUAUGCGGUUGAAUCACUGCUUGCCGACCGUCGUCGAAAGGGUAAAGUGGAAUACUUAGUGAAGUGGAAAGGAUGGUCUGCAAAACAUAAUACAUGGGAACCACGUGAGAAUAUAUAUGAUAAUAGGCUAUUCGAGGAAUAUAUGGCACAUAAAAAGAAAUUACGUGAACGAAAAAGGUCGUCAACAAUAUCAUUGACUAAGAAAAUGCCUAAAAGAUCAAAACGUCUAGCACAAGCAGCACAGGCAAGAGCAGAAGAAUUAAAAGAUGAAGAAGAAGAUGAUGAUGAUUUUGACAAUAGUGAUAUCGAAGCAGAUGAGGAUAGUUCUAUAUUACGACUUUCUUCUCGAUCAAGGCAACAACAGCAAAUGUCACGUGCAGUACAAAAACGUGGAAGAGCAAGUACAUCAUCGUCGAAAUCAAUAACAAUUUCUAAGAAAUCAAAUUUGUCUAAUGCAGAUACUUCAAAAUUAUUGGAUAAUGUAGCCACUGUUAUUGAUAAUCCUACUGAAACCGAAAGUAAAUCUGUUGAGCUGAAAACAUCUGAGGAAAAUGAAUCGCUUAUAGUCGGAGAAAAUGUUACCAAUAGUAAAGAAACAUAUGUUGCCAUUAAUACUCAGUCUAGCGCUGGCUACAAUGAGAAUGGCACCGAAAGAAUUCUUGAAUCUUUUAGCAAAGAUCACGGAAAUUUGAAUAAGGAACCAGAAAAUGAACCAAAAGGACGCGUUGUACCAUCAAAUUCUUCGUGUAAUUUUUCAUCAUUGAAUUCAGCGGAUACAUUACCUCAUCCUUCUAACAGUUGCCAGCCAGUACAAUCAACUAUUAAUUCGUCGAAAAUGGCUAUAGCUUACGACAACAACAAAGCAUCGUCGUCCUCACAAAUUCCGCCGAAAGUGUUUUACGGCCAUAUGACGACGAUCCAGAUUGCAAAUCCGUCGUCUUGUCCAGGUGAAUUUUUGGUGAAUUCCACAGAUCAACCUGUUCAUAUCAAUGCUUUCGUUGUCGGUGAGGCAGGUGCUCCUGAAAGUACCGAGAAAUUAAUGGUUUGUGAAUAUGAGCGUGAAAAGGAGAAAGAAGCAAUAAAGAAUAUCAAAGACGAAAUUGUAAAUGAAACGCAAAAUUUAACGGAACAAGAUAAUCAAAGGAAUGUUCAAAAUGAUUUGCCAUUUCACUACAAUGAUUCAGUUUCAGUCACUUAUGUAACAUAUAAUGGAGUUACACUGCCCGUAAUUGAACGAGGACCGAAAAGACAUUGA